AUGAAAUCGGACUGCGCCACGGACCUGCGCCGCAUCUUUCACGGGGUGGUCUCCACCGUCGGGGCCUUAGAGGGUAUCGGUCGCCCAAUCUCCAGCGGAGCUGACCUGUUCGUACACAUGGUGGUCGAACUGCUCGACCCCAAAACCCGGCGCGAGUGGGAGGGCUCGCUCAGCAAAUCCUCGGAGCCGCCAUCAUACGACGAGCUUCGCGACUUUCUCCAGGAGCAGCUCAUGACGCAGGAGGUGCUGCAAGUCGUUAAGGUCGACUCAACGUCAGGAAAGCCCGCUCGCACCGCCCGUGCCCUUCACGCGCGGAGUCGAGGGUUGGAAUCGGGCCAUAACUGCCCACUCUGCAAAAAGGAACACUAUAUUGCGUAUUGCGAACAAUAUAAGGCAAAGUCGGCCCAAGAACGUCGGGAUACGGUAAAUAAACACCAACGAUGCCUGAACUGUCUCGGUCGCCACCUCGUUGGUUCGUGUUCAUCAAACAAAACAUGUAAUAAAUGCUCGGAUCGCCAUCACUCGUCCCUGCACGACGCGUUCGCGGUCGCGCCCUUGUCGGCCGCCUUGCCCUCCGCAUCGACGACUGUACACUCCGCUAAACACUCGUCCACGAGCCACGGUCCGGUGCUGCUCGCGACCGCUCGCGUCCUGGUAGUCGGUCGAGACGGUGCCCAUCAUGCCGCUCGCGCGUUAGUCGACCCGGGGUCCGAGACGUCGCUGAUCACCGAGUCUUUGGCCCAGCGACUCCGCGUACCGCGUACGCCGUCCGCCGUGGCCAUUUUCGGAGUCGGCGGCACUCAAACGGGUUGGUCGCGGGGCCGUGUCACAGUGACGGUCACUGCGCGUUCAGGCAACUUUGCACUCGCGAUGUCCCCGCUGAUACUGCCUCAACUGUCCGUAUACAACGGCCCAGAGGGGACCGGGGUUAGGUCGUGGGCUCACGCUGCCGGACUCGAACUUGCGGACCCCGAUUUCACAGGCCAAGAUCCGGUGGAACUCCUGCUCGGAGCUGAGGCGUACGCCAGCAUAAUACUUCCUGAACUCCGCCGGGGAGGGCCCUCAGAGCCCGUCGCUCAGCGGACGCACCUCGGCUGGAUCUUGUUGGGAGCCGUGGGACCCAAGCACGCCGCCUCCGUGGUCACCUCCCUGCAGUGCUCCGUGGCCGACGACCUGCCUAGUCUCGUCCGCCGCUUCUGGGAGUGGGAGGAAGCGCCGAGCGCUGACGUACCGCUAUCCACCGACGAGCAAGCGUGCGAGAACCACUUCGCACAGACGCAUCAACGCCUGGCAGACGGUCGCUUUCAGGUCCGGCUGCCUUUACGCCGGGAGCUACCGGAUCUUUCCACCACGCGUCGUGCUGCGUCUCACAUGCUCGACGUUAUGCAGCGAAGGUUUGGACGCGAUCCCGCCUUCCGCGAUCGCUAUCAGAAUUUCAUGGCCGAGUAUCUGAGCUUGGGCCACAUGUCACCGAGCGCGUCGCUGUCAGUGGCCUCUGACACCCGCUCGUGUUACCUGCCGCACCACGGCGUGAUGAAAGGCUUGGGCACCGACGCGAAGAUUCGAGUCGUAUUCAAUGGAUCGUCCCGAGCCGCGACGGGAGCCUCCUUGAAUGACUGCCUGCACACGGAGCCCAACCUACUUCCGUCUCUCGCGGAUGUCGUGACCCGCUGGAGACGUCACCAAUACGUCUUCGUAGCCGACAUCGAGAAGAUGUACCGGCAGAUCGUAGUGCAUCCAGACGACCGGUACCUGCAGCGGAUCCUAUGGACAGAAGGCAAGCAAGUGACUAACUAUUGCCUGAAUACAGUUACCUACGGCCUGGCAAGCGCACCUUACCUCGCCCUCCGCGUAUUGCGCCAGCUUGCGAGCGACGAGUCGAACCGCUUCCCGCUGGGCGCGGAGGUACUUAAGCGGGACGUUUACAUGGAUGACAUCCUCGGUGGAGCCGCCACUCUGGAGACCUGUCAGCAACUCAGGCAUCAGGUAUCUAUGCUAUGCACGGCGGGCGGCUUCCCACUGAGGAAGUGGGCCGCGAAUCGUGCUUCACUCCUUGCGGACGUCCCCUCGGCUCAUCAGCUGCUGCGUUCGACGGACGCGUUGCUACCGUCAGCGGAACACUCGGUGCUGGGCUUGCGCUGGAGCCCAGAGGACGAUCACUUGUCCUUGACGGUCCGGCGAUCGGACAGCGCCGCUCCAACAAAGCGCACGAUUCUGUCCCAGACAGCGCGGCUUUUUGACCCUCUAGGUUGGCUGGCACCGAUCGUCGUCAGGGCGAAGCUCCUCAUCCAGACUACGUGGCUGCAACAGCUGGACUGGGAUGCCCCCCUGGCCACGGAGGAGGCUGCCGCUUGGGCCAGACUGGAGGGGGAACUCCCGAUCCUGGAGGAAAUUAAGAUUCCGCGUUGGUUCCAUUGCAAUGCCUCUGUCGACACCAUCGAGAUCCACGGCUUCUCGGAUGCCUCCGAACGAGCCUGCGCGGCCGUCUACUUGCGCGUCGUUAACGCCGGCGAAGCCUACAUCUCGCUCGUGAUGGCAAAGACAAAAGUCGCUCCUCUCAAGCGGGUCUCCUUGCCACGGCUGGAGCUCUGCGCUGCGUCCCUGUUGGCGAAGCUGAUCGGGCACCUACAGACGUCGCUCGAGUGGAACGCGGUCCCCACGUUCUUGUGGACGGACUCCACCGUCACGUUGGCCUGGAUUCGUGGCCAUCCUGCCAAGUGGACGACCUACGUGGCAAACAGGGUGGCGGAGAUCCAGCGGUUAACCAGGGACGCGAUGUGGAGGCACGUGCCGGGGGCAGACAAUCCGGCGGACUGUGCAUCUCGAGGGAUCUCACCGCGAGAGCUGUCGGUGCACCCCCUGUGGUGGCAGGGGCCGGGCUUUCUCAGGGGGGAUCCAACCUCAUGGCCGAAGGAUCCUAGCUUGCCGGAGCAACCCGAACUGCCCGAGCAACGCACCGUCCGGUGCCUCGUAGUCGCCGAGGUGGAGGAACCCGAGGAGUUGACGAGGUUCUCGUCGCUUCGUCGUCUGCUGCGCGUCUCAGCCUGGGUCUGGCGUUGGUGGUCACGCCGUAGGGCCGUCGACUGCGAUGGACUGGCGAGGGACCUGCCGCCAACCUUGAGCCCGGACGAAAUCGACGCGGCGCUUACCCGAUGGAUACACGUAGUGCAGGCGACAACUUUCCUGCGGGAGUUGGGGGCUGUCCGAGCUGGCCGCCCGGUGUCAGGGCCGCUCCGUAAACUCACGCCCUUUCUCGAUGAUAAGGGAAUCCUACGAGUCGGAGGAAGAAUCAAGCACGCGUUAUUGGAUCAGGAUCAACGACAUCCGGUCAUACUGCCGCCCCUGACACACUCGCACCUGACUCACCUUGUCAUCGACCUCAAUCACAGCCGCACCCUCCACGGCGGAACGCAGGCCACGCUGGCUGCCAUCCGACAACGUUAUUGGGUGCCUCGAGGUCGUCAGCUGGUCCAUAUCCAUCGGUGUACUACAUGCGUCCGAUGGCGGGCGGCAUCCCCACAACCGUUGAUGGGCAACCUACCUGGCGCUCGGGUCAACCCUAGCCGGCCGUUUUUGCACACCGGCGUAGAUUUCGCCGGUCCGAUUCUAUGGCGGACGUCCAAGGGCCGAGGACACAAAGCCUACAAGGCUUUCCUGGCAGUUUUUGUUUGUUUCACCACACGGGCCGUUCACUUAGAAGCAGUCAGCGAUUAUACGGCCGACGCGUUCCUCGCCGCCUUUCGGCGAUUCAUAUCUCGCCGGGGAGCCUGCCAGUCGGUGUACAGCGACUGCGGGAUCAACUUUGUCGGGGCCGACUCGCAGCUGCGAGCCAUGUUCCGGGAGGCCGGCCGCGAGACUCAUCGGAUUAUCGGGCGCCUAGCCGACUAUGGUAUCCGGUGGCAAUUUAAUCCCCCGGCUGCGCCGCACUUUGGCGGGUUGUCGAGGCAUGGCCUCAACUCGCACCCGCUUCAAACCUUGACGGACGACCCCGAGGACCUUAGCGCACUAACUCCCGGACACUUCCUGAUCGGUGAGCCGCUCAACGCCAUACCGGAACCGGCGCUCCUCGACGUGCCACCGAACCGGCUGAGCAAUUGGCGGCUGUUGCAGCAGAUGCGGGAUCACCUGUGGCAACGGUGGUCCCGCGAACAUUUGCAGGCUCUCACGCCACGGCCGAAAUGGUGGACCACUAGCGGCGGCCUGAAGGAGGGACAACUGUGCCUUCUAAAGAAUGAGCUGAUACCACCAUGCCGCUGGCCCCUUGCCCGCAUCGUACGGCUGUACGCUGGAGAGGACAACCAGGUGCGAGUGGUAGACGUUCGGACGGCUACCGGCCGGCUAACCCGACCGGUGGUCAAAAUCGUGCCUCUGCCGCCUGCCGACACCGCGCCUCAGGGACCGUAUCAUCGCGUCCGACAUCGCCUCUGCGUUGGGGCUGCUCGCCGAGUCUCCGCCGCCUUGAACUACGCGCGAUUGACUCGCGCUAAAGCUAUCCCGAUCGAUGGAUCGCGGCGUCACGAGCGUGCCCUAACCUCGAAUCGGUGCUGUCAUUUCGUCGAUCGCGAUCCAACGAGGCGGGCGGAAUGUUUGAAAACAAAGGAUGCGACAGCGCUAGCGUGGGCAUGCGGCCCCAAAGCGCCGAAGUUCCUCUCGCCUCAUUUCGAGAGUUGGCGCGAGUAG
Molecule: messenger RNA, 4680 nt
Organism: Vollenhovia emeryi
Lineage: Eukaryota; Metazoa; Arthropoda; Insecta; Hymenoptera; Formicidae
Exons: 3
Coding region: 1-4680 (1559 amino acids)
Biological process (GO): proteolysis
Molecular function (GO): aspartic-type endopeptidase activity; nucleic acid binding
Source: RefSeq, a predicted model, not a curated record